Molecule: messenger RNA, 348 nt
Organism: Amborella trichopoda
Lineage: Eukaryota; Viridiplantae; Streptophyta; Magnoliopsida; Amborellales; Amborellaceae
Source: RefSeq, a predicted model, not a curated record
AUGGAGGUGAAUGUAAAAUAUAGAAAGGAUGAUGGCGACAAACUUAUAGAUCCUACUCUUUAUAGACAACUAGUUGGGAGUCUACUUUAUCUCACUAUGACUCUUCUUGAUAUUUCUCAUGCAGUUCAGGUCGUUGGCCAAUUUGUUGCUGAUCCUCGUUGCAUCCACCUCUCUGUUGUCCAUCAUUGGGCAGGAUACCUCGAUAUUGGACGCUCAACCACUGGGUGGUGUAUUUUUCUUGGAGAUUCUCUCAUAUCAUGGAAAUGUAAGAAACAACAACCUGUGUCUAAAUCUUCUGUAGAAACCGAAUACCGAGGAAUGUUCUCAGCUUGCAGUGAAAUUACUUAG